GUCUAACAACCCUAAAGACAAGGGGACAGUAGAUGCUGCUGGACAGAAGCUUAGAGGAGAGGAAAGAAACCAUUGUUUAAUGUAAAACAAUCAUUGUAUUUUAUAAGCUUCUCCUGCAUUGACUGAGUACAACACCUUACUGUUGUCUCCACCAUGUUUCUGAGGUUUCAGCUUCUAUUACCCCAUUACUUCUUCACUCCUCUCCCUUUAACUGAGGUUACAAUAGCAUUCUCAGUCUCUCUCGCACUCUGUGUGUCUCUCUCUCUCUCUCUCUCUGCCUCCUUUCCUUCCUCAUUAAUUGGUAACACUGAACGAGACCCAACACGUCACUUUGCCUGUUCAGCGUUGCUUCCUGUUCACACUCUCUCUUCCCCCUCGCUCCAAAACUCAGCGCCGAUCCACAGAUUGCGGCAUGGGCGGACUAGUUGAUUCUGCGUGUACGUGUGUGUAGAUGUGUGACAGCGGAGUGUGUGAGGACAAGCCCCCCGCCCCCCCUGUCAGGAUGAGCAGCCAAGGAGGAGGACCCAAGGACUCACAGUCAGCCAAUCACAGCUCUCGGCCACUGCCGUCUGUACCUGAGGAGAGGAAGUCCAGAAACAAGAUCAUCUCAAUGUUUGCCUCAGAGAAAGGAGGCAGGAAGAAGGACCGGGACAAGGACAGGCCUGAGAUCUCCUCCCCGUCUGACUUUGAACACACCAUCCAUGUGGGCUUUGACGCGGUCACUGGAGAGUUCACUGGCAUGCCGGAGCAGUGGGCCCGUCUCCUUCAGACCUCCAACAUCAGCAAAUCAGAGCAGAAACAGAAUCCUCAGGCCGUCCUCGACAUCCUCAAGUUCUACGACUCCACCAGUGGGAAACAGAAAUACCUCAGUCUUUCCGCGUCAGAUAAAGACUCACAGUCGUCAGGCAAGCAGGGCACAGCGACCUCACCGACGGGCGGGAAGGGUGGAGACGACGACGAUGACGACGAUACACCACCUCCAAUUGUGGCACCGCGGCCAGAACACACAAAAUCAGUGUACACGAGGUCGGUGAUAGAUCCGAUCCCAGCUCCAGAGGGUGAUGCCGCCUCCAAGGCAGCCGACAGACAGAAGAAGAAUCGAGGAAAGAUGACCGAUGAGGAGAUCAUGGACAAACUCAGAACCAUUGUCAGUAUUGGAGAUCCUAAGAAGAAAUACACUCGCUACGAGAAGAUUGGCCAGGGGGCCUCAGGCACAGUUUACACAGCCAUAGAUGUUUCCACGGGUCAAGAGGUGGCCAUCAAACAGAUCAACUUGCAGAAGCAGCCAAAGAAAGAGCUGAUCAUCAACGAGAUCCUGGUCAUGAAGGAGCUGAAGAACCCCAACAUUGUCAACUUUGUAGAUAGUUUCCUCGUAGGAGACGAGCUUUUCGUGGUGAUGGAGUACCUGGCUGGUGGCUCCCUAACCGAUGUCGUGACGGAGACGUGCAUGGACGAGGCUCAGAUCGCAGCCGUCUGCAGGGAGGUCCUCCAGGCUCUGGAGUUUCUUCAUGCCAACCAGGUCAUCCACAGAGACAUCAAGAGUGACAACGUGCUGCUGGGGAUGGACGGAUCUGUCAAACUUACUGACUUCGGCUUCUGCGCCCAGAUCACACCAGAGCAGAGCAAACGCAGCACCAUGGUGGGGACCCCGUACUGGAUGGCUCCAGAGGUGGUGACCCGGAAAGCCUACGGACCCAAAGUGGACAUUUGGUCUCUGGGGAUCAUGGCGAUAGAGAUGGUGGAGGGAGAGCCUCCGUAUCUCAAUGAGAACCCUCUCAGGGCAUUGUAUUUAAUUGCCACCAAUGGGACUCCUGAGCUGCAGAGUCCAGAGAAGCUGUCCCCGGUCUUCCGAUCCUUCCUGUCCCGCUGUCUGGAGAUGGACGUGGAGAAACGAGGAUCAGGCAGAGAACUGCUCCAGCAUCCAUUCCUGAAGGUGGCCAAGCCUCUGUCCAGCCUCACUCCGCUCAUCCUGGCAGCCAAGGACGCCAUGAGGAGCAACCGCUAAAUCCCAGUCUCUAAAGACUAUAAAUGUUAAUGCCAUCGACAGCCGGACCAGCCAUCAUCAUCUAACGGGUCUACGUAUGACGACCAUCAGCGACCUUCUCAAAGAGUCACAAACUGCCUCUCCACUCUUUUCCAGUGUUUCUGUUCUGAUGCCAGAUGUUCCUCCUUUGUGCCUUGUUCUAAAGCUGCACACAGCCAUGAUGUGUUCUCCAUUUCUUGCAGCCAGAGCACGUGUGUGUGUGUUGUUGAUGAUGCACACUGGUUGCUACAGUGUGCAUCAUCAGGAAUGUCACCGCUGCAAAGGUUCACGACUCUUCGCACACCAAAGGCCAUAAAAAACAAAUGAUCUUAUCUCACAUCUAGGAAUGAAUAAAAGGGGAACUCUUAACGAUGCCAUGGAUUAAAUAAUAUAUAAUAUAAACUGAAUUUCUGUCUCUGCAGUGAUUGGUUGAUUGGUCUAGACCAGGGGUUCCCAACCUUUUUGAGGUUCAUGGACCAGACAUGAGCUAUGAUUUUAAUGAUCCAGGAGGUGGGCGUGUGAUACACUCCUAUGAAUCCAUACGUGACAUGAACAGCAAAAUGUUCUCAUUGUCGCACACUUUUACAUGCAUAAAAUCUUUUUUUAUAGGAACAUUUUCUGUCAAAGCUAAAUCAUCUCCCUUGAGAUAUGAAUGUAGUUUACCAUCUCCAGGAAAAUAAAUAACACAAAUUUUGUACAUAAAUGGCAAUGACAUCACAUCUCUUAGUUCCUGCUGGGUUUUCGUGGCCCCCGUACGGAGCGACCCAAGACCCAGUGCUGGUCCAUCAGCCAGAGGUUGGGAACCCCCUUGCUCGGAGCUAGUAUCAGGUCUUAAAGCAUGGACAGACACAGCUCAAUUUUUAGUUUAGAAAUAAGGGAACCUUGUUCAUCUUGAGAGAUGUCGAUGGAGAUGACUCUAUAGCUUUGGUGUGUGGAGAGACAGUGACCUUUGCAACUGAUGACUGGUCGUUGUUGCUAUGGUUAUACAUGUGUCAGGGUCUAAAAGUUGUGAAACUGGCAUGGAAAAACUAAAAUGUGCCAAUACUGUGCUGUACUGUGGCCCAGCAUCGGACAGUAUGAUCUUUGUUCAGGGGAAAAAAGCCAUACAAGUGUCCUUGUUUGACCCUGUAUCUCACUGAAAAUUAAACCAUUCCAGUAAAAGGAAUGGGACUCAAGUUUGUUUCUUGUCCAUGAAAAUGUCACCCCCCCCCCUUUUUUUUAAUAAUAGUACAGUCUCGUGUUUUUGUAAGUUGAGAGUUUCAGCCCCCUGCUGGCAGUUUUGGGUAUAACCAGGCACCAAAACACACUAUAUCAUUAAAGGUGCAAUAUGUAAAAAAAAAUUGGCCUCCUGUUAAAUUCAUGCUUGGAAACAAAAAGGGCAGCUCCUAAAUGCUGCUGACUGCAUUCUGUUUAACUGUAUUUACUGUUAGCUCAGUUAGCCACACAGCUACCACGUUGGUGUUAGCACCGUUAGCACAGGAGCAUCCAGCUGAAGCAUAACUUCAGAUAUGUCUGAAACACAAUAAAUAACAUCAUAACUCUUAUUUUUUUAAUUGAUACUCAAGAAAUGUGAUUCUUGUAAACAAAAAUUCUUACAAAUUGCACCUUUAAAAUGAGUCGUACUUCUGCUAUCAAACUUUCUUCAGGCUAAACUGUAAGAACCCAUCUGAACGCUGAUGGGAAAAAAUGCCUUGAACUCUCGAGCUUGUUGUCCCUAAAAGUCACAUUUGAAUUACUAUGAUGUUUUUCUUCUUCUGUUUGUCUUUAGCUGUGUGAGUACAGCACACAUUACUGUUUGAAAUUGUCUGUCUGUAUGUGUUGAACUGGAGGAAGACUUUUUGUAUAUUGUGUAUUGGUGAUUGUCCGGUAUUUUUUUUUUUAACGACUUUGAAAAAAGUAUGUAUAUCAUUGUUUUUAUAUUUGUAACUAACACAACAGAAGACAAAUUUGUGUUUUCAACUUGUUAUUGUGAACCAGUUCAUCCUCUGUUCCAUGAACUUUGCAUUUAUGAACUCAAACCAUAAAAAAUGUAUUGAUAAGCCUGAAAACACUCGAGCCAGACCUGAGUCAAGCAGUAUUUGGGAACGAUUGUUUGUUUGAACCUGCCUGGAGUACCACAUGUGAUUGGUUUACACCUAUGUUUUUUUCUACAAGUUUAGACAAUCACUGGAAAGCAUUUUAAAAAUGUGUAUUAAAUGUGCCUUUUUAGAACUACUCAUAUGGUACUCAACAGGUUGACACAAACACUGAGUACUGGCAAAUACUAUUAACAGGCUGGAAGACACAGUUAUGUGGCUUUUUAACCAGAACACACAUUCCAGUGUCACAUGUGAUAAGAAUUAUUGCAGACUUUAAAAUGAAUGUGUUGUGUUCAUCAUGAAACCGAAGACUUCUGGUGUUGCAUAAAAUUCAUACAGUGUGUAAAUUAUUAUUAAAGGUGGACCUAAAUAGG
Acanthopagrus latus (yellowfin seabream) is the source of this 4475-nucleotide messenger RNA. Its product is annotated as serine/threonine-protein kinase PAK 2-like. The transcript is spliced from 15 exons. The coding region runs from base 452 to 2005 and encodes 517 amino acids. The record is from RefSeq and is a predicted model, not a curated record. Gene Ontology annotation, cellular component: cytoplasm. Gene Ontology annotation, molecular function: protein serine/threonine kinase activity; ATP binding. Gene Ontology annotation, biological process: intracellular signal transduction; protein phosphorylation; regulation of axonogenesis. Lineage: Eukaryota; Metazoa; Chordata; Actinopteri; Spariformes; Sparidae.